AUAUGGUAGAAAACAUGGUUUAUGCCCUGUGGACUUCAGGUCCUCAUCUUAGAGCUUGCUCUGUCAGCCCCAGUGGUCCAAGUAGGGUAGCUGCUGGUGGGAUCACUGAGUUUCAUUGUUGGGUCUGAGAGUCCUGACGAACUUGAGCUUUAAAGGAGUUCCACUUCUCAGGGCUGCUAUGUAGAUUCCAGCCAGAACCUACAAAGCUAAAAACUUUUGUUCUCUGUGCUUGCCAUUCUUAAGGUUCCACUUUCAUGGCCCUGAGUAAGAAGUCUGAAGACCAGCAUGGAAGUGCUUGCUAUGUUGUCAUCCUCACACCAUAGACAACCCCUCACUGGCAGAGCAUCUGAGACCACCAAGCCGCCAAGAGGUCAGAGCUGCCCCAGGUCCUCCCUUCCCCUUCUGGCUUCUGCAAACACACCACUAACCUGAGGGAGCCCGUAGUGUGAGAUAGUUCAGAAACUCAAGGAAGAACUGAAGGAUGCUGAAAGCCUCUCAAGGGCAAUGAACACUUUGGCUGCCCUCUUUUUUCUCCAGUCCUAUUCUUCAAGCCCAGAGUCUACAAAAGGAGAAUUGUAGGCCACGUGGCAUCAGAGCCUCUAACUUUGACUUUCUCACCCUUCCUUCCUGGAAGACAUUCAAGUGGGGAUACUUUGAGGUGAGAAGAGGCCCCUGGUCAGUACCUGGGAUGACCACUGUGGGUAACCGAGAUGACCUUGUCUUCCAGGGCUUCUGGGGUCUCUUAUCCUUGAGCUGGGUUGCCCCCAAAGCAGGCUUUUACCUCCAAUGUGGUCUUAGUUUAAAAAGUGGGCUCACACUCAUCUACCCCACAGCCUUGCAGUGGAGCUAGUGUGGGGCCAGUGACGUGGUCCCUGUCACUGCUAGAAGACAAAACUAUAGAGAAGAUUUUGUGGUCUUGGGAAGAUAUGCAAGGCAUAUACGUUAGAAAAGAAAGCAUUCCUGUAUCUGCUACUAGGGCUGCAUACAAUUUAUUCCAGUGCUGGGAGACAGAAAGGAAUGAGCAGGGGCCAGUAACUUGUUUCUUAUCUGGGAUAUUUCUUGGCAGACCUCAAAAUGAGACCAUCGCAGUGGGGAGGUGACUGGGCUGGGGCCAAGAGAAGAGGCUUGCCAGCACCGUCAGCUGGCAAACCUAAGAGGAAAAGUGAGGCCUGGUCUCUGCCCCGUUCCUGUUCCCCACCUGUUUCUACUCUUUUUCUCCCCUUUCCCUAGCUCUGCCAGACUAUCUCCCUGGGUGCCCGCCUCCCCACCCACCCCUGGAGGGCGGGGCUUGGCUGUACCCACGUGUGGCGGAGUUAUAUGCUCCUAGCCAGCAGAGAAGCUGGAGAGUGUGGCACGGAACCGGCUCAGGCAGAAAAGCAGCACCAUGGCUGGCAAGAAAGUCUGCAUUGUAGGCUCGGGCAACUGGGGCUCAGCCAUUGCCAAGAUUGUGGGUCACAAUGCAGCCCAGCUGGCACACUUUGACCCACGGGUGACCAUGUGGGUGUUUGAGGAAGACAUUGGGGGCAGAAAGCUGACAGAGAUCAUCAACACACAGCAUGAGAAUGUCAAAUAUUUGCCAGGGCACAAGCUGCCCCACAACGUGGUGGCUGUCCCAGAUGUGGUCCAAGCUGCAGCAGAUGCCGACAUUCUGAUCUUUGUGGUGCCCCAUCAGUUCAUCGGCAAGAUUUGUGAUCAGCUCAAGGGCCACCUGAAGGCAAACACCAUUGGAAUAUCUCUUAUUAAGGGGGUAGACAAGGGCCCCAAUGGGCUGAAGCUCAUCUCUGAAGUGAUUGGGGAGCGCCUUGGCAUGCCCAUGAGUGUGCUGAUGGGGGCCAACAUUGCCAGCGAGGUGGCUGAUGAGAAGUUCUGUGAGACAACCAUUGGCUGCAAGGACCCAGCCCAGGGACAGCUUCUGAAAGAGCUGAUGCAGACACCCAAUUUCCGCAUCACAGUGGUGCAAGAGGUGGACACAGUAGAGAUCUGUGGGGCCUUAAAGAAUGUCGUGGCCGUGGGGGCUGGCUUCUGUGAUGGGCUGGGCUUUGGCGACAACACCAAGGCGGCAGUGAUCCGACUGGGGCUCAUGGAGAUGAUCGCCUUCGCCAAGCUCUUCUGCAGGGGCCCUGUGUCUUCUACCACCUUCUUGGAGAGCUGUGGUGUUGCUGACCUCAUUACCACCUGCUAUGGAGGGCGGAACCGCAAGGUGGCUGAGGCCUUCGUCCGCACAGGAAAGCCCAUUGAGCAGCUGGAAAAAGAGAUGCUGAAUGGGCAGAAGCUGCAGGGGCCCCAGACAGCCCAGGAGCUACACAGCAUCCUCCAGCACAAGGGCUUGACGGACAAGUUCCCUCUGUUCAUGGCGGUGUACAGGGUUUGCUAUGAGAACCAGCCAGUGGGUGAAUUCAUCCACCACCUGCAGAAUCAUCCAGAACAUAUGUGAACGGAACUGUGGCCCAGGCCAGGCAGCUUCUUUGCCCCAUGGAGACAGGCAAAAGCUUGGGUAGCUGGCCACCAGAAUCUCUGGGACUCCCCACAGAACAGCUUCUUCUCUGCUUUUCACUGAAGGACAGGAGGCUCUGGGACUACCUGCGAGGAGAUCUUGAACCACCAAGCAGCCUGCAGCCUCUUGCCACAUCGCACCAGAGAUGCCUUGUCCCUCUCCAGAUAUGGGGCUUUCUCCUUAUCCUCUGGGAAGCCCCAGUGAUGCCUGUUUUGGGUGUGUGUGGUGAGGCAGAGGGUCGGGGAGAGGGAGACAAGGCAAGGGUUGUCCACUGCUGCCUUACACUAUCCCCAAGCCCAGUAAAAUGGCUAAAGAACUACCUCAGCCACAAGAGCGAUGAGGCAAGAGUUGCCUGGGCUUUUGAGCUGACACAGGGACCCCUUUGCUCUGACCUCUGCCAGGCACCACACAGCAUCAAUGGUUCUCAGUGUUUGUUAACAAAAUACAAAGAUCUCAACCCCC
Messenger RNA from Pteropus alecto (black flying fox), 2956 nucleotides. RefSeq names its product glycerol-3-phosphate dehydrogenase 1 (gene GPD1). Lineage: Eukaryota; Metazoa; Chordata; Mammalia; Chiroptera; Pteropodidae. The transcript has 9 exons. Gene Ontology annotation, molecular function: protein homodimerization activity; NAD binding; glycerol-3-phosphate dehydrogenase [NAD(P)+] activity. The record is from RefSeq and is a predicted model, not a curated record. Gene Ontology annotation, biological process: glycerol-3-phosphate catabolic process; carbohydrate metabolic process. Gene Ontology annotation, cellular component: glycerol-3-phosphate dehydrogenase (FAD) complex; cytosol. Bases 1385 to 2434 code for a protein of 349 amino acids.